UUACAGUGAAGUCAUGUGUUGGGAAAAAGGAAGAGCACUCAGCUGACUCCUGAAUGUCUGUGUGUGUGAAAGCAUGUCAAAAUGUCUUGUUUGUGGACAUCUGUGCUCAUCCUGAUCUCCGCCGCUGUCUGGUCUCCAUGCGUGGCUGAUGUUGGUGACUUUGAUCCGUGUCUGCACUUUUUCUAUAAGUCCUGGCCGCCAAAAGGUUUGGAAGGGACCCCGAUCUGCCAGAGAUACAACAACACAUAUCACUUUGCUACUUUGUACAGUCGACCUCGCCGCUCGCCUUGGUUCUCUGGCUACUUGUACACGACACCGAGAGGAAGAAGGCCCAAAGCCAGCUGGAAGUAUGAGCCGCAGCUGGCCUACACUGGAGCUGAUGGCAACAUGAUGCCCUUCCUGCCUGGACCUGUGGACCAGAAUGUGGUGGAGAGCCAGGCGGUGGAGCUGGACUACAUAAACUCCACCUUCACCAGAGGCCACUUGAACCCCAGCCUUCACCAUGAGACCCGCAACAGUCGCUCUGCCACCUUUACCCUCACUAAUGUGGUCCCCCAGAAGGUAGGUUCUAAUGAUGGACCCUGGGAAUACCUGGAGCAGACUGUCAACAAGACUUUAGCAGCCUACUGUCUUGGAGAGGCCUACAUAGUGACUGGGAUUAUCCCUUACAAAAGUAAUGAGCCAUGGAUCAAGAACCACCGUGUGGCAGUCCCAGAGUACAUGUGGUCUGCGUACUGCUGCCCAAACUACAACCACAGUCUUCCUACAGAACUGAAAGAUGCUUUUCCUACAUUCGCUGCCAUCGGACGCAACGACCCAAACAGCAGUGAGGAGAUAGUGGCCAUCGACCAGAAGGCAGAGAAACAGUUCAGAGGUUAUGAUGUAAGGCAGAUGUCUCUGGAAACACUAGAGACGUGGCUGAAAGACCGCUUCACCACUGUCAUCAGUGUGUUCUAUGAGCAGUGUGUCCAUCAGGGUAAUCCAUCACAUGUCAAAUAACAACAUGAGUCAGAGGAACCCAGAUUAACCCAGACUACCCUAAAUUAAUCCAGAGUAACCCAGACUGACCUAAAAUGACAGAACAUCAUCACAAUCCGACUUACUAACUCACCCCUAUUUGGAGUUGAUUGUAAUCAAUGACCCAGUCUGAGACUGAGCUGAACGUAAAGUCUUUUGAGAGUAGGAUGACCGUUACCAGCUCAGACCUGAGGUGUCCAUAAUCUGUAAUACAAUUAAUCAGACUGGAACAGACCUCCCCAGACCACAAGACCAGAUCCAAAUAAGUAACCAGUCAGAACAGAUCGUGAUCGGAGCACUUGAUAGUAAAUCUGAUAUAAACGUGUUAUAAACCUUGUCACAAGCUUGUGGUUUGUCAGGACGCUGCUUCCUGUUUUCAUUAGUCAACAGCACCGUCUUUUCUGCUUCAAAAAAUAGAUAUUUAGCGGCAGAAGAAUGAAUCGUGGAAUAAGUCUGAAAAUAUGAACGUUCAUUACAAAAUAUACGGCAAGCGUUUUAUUUGUGGAUGAAAAUGAUGAGAGAUGUGGGUUUAGAGGUGCUGAUUGUAUAAAGAGGUGGAAGGGAAUAGGGAACAAAUGUGUCUGAGUUAAAGUCUCUAAAAUACAAAUGAAACUAUGUAAACACAAUAGUAAAUACACUAUCAUGGACCGGAUACAUGACUGUAUUGGUGCCAGGAUACCUCAGAAUAGCGCUAGUCCCUCUGUCGUCCUGUUUUACAACAAUCCCCAGCUGACGGAGAAGUCAGGAAGUAAAACGUCUCUGUCAAGGCGUGUACGUUUCUCCCUCGCAGAACUGAUGGAGAAGUAUAAAUUAGGCACUACGCAGCAGCACCGACAUUUGUAAUUUGAUGCCAGCCAGCAAAAAAGACUUGUUUAAAGAACUGGAGCCAGUAACAAGAGCGACCAGAAGUUAUUUCUUGUCCUGCUAAGAAGGCACGGCAACUUUUCACUCUGUUGGGUAAAGAAGGCUAAUGUUGAGCUAACAGUGAAUUAGAAGCAAAUAGUCAGCUCUAAACAUAUCUAAAGCAAAUUUUUCAAUUACCAACAACUCAAUAUCACAGAAACGUGUGAGUUAACAGAAUGAGUUGUUCAGAGCUACAACAGCAAGCUAACAGCAAUACAGCAAACAACUGUAACGCCUGAGGAAUAUUACCAUAAUAACUGUAGUAAGUGCUCCCUACCGUAAAACACCAGGUGUGACAAUGUAUUUAUCUGCUUAUCAACUGAUUGUGUUUGAUUCGUCUUUGCUUGUCAUCUAGAAUCUUACAGUGCUCAGUGGCGCAGAUAGAUUUUUCAAACUGGGGGGACAAAGUUCCAAUGUACCCUCCCCCAAACACAUACACACACACGCACACACGUACACAUACACACACUAUUGCAAGAGCCUUAACUAGAGCUCAGUCAGUGUAAUUUCAUCCAAUGGUUUACGGAAAAAAACUAACACUAUUAUAUACGUGUUUGAAGCAGUCUAUGGUUUGAAGCCAUUGUGCAAUGGAACGCUGGCAACAAAGCUCUGCCUGAUCAACACUAUCCAAAUCAGUCACUUGUUAUUCUCCCAAUCAAUUACUAAGCAAAACCUCAUGUUUUAUGCAAAACUUGUUUUAUUUAAACAUUAACUGAUUUUCAGCAUACCAAUCUUUACAGAAAACAUAAAAGCCCUAAAAAACUUAACAUAAAAUAUAUUUCAGAAACGAUAUUCACGUAUCACUUACUCUGAUCUUUUUUAUUAGGAUUUUAUUCCAAAAUUAAUGGACUUUUUUUAAUAGCUCCUAGGUAAAUCAGUCAAAAAACCCAAAACCAUUUCUCAAUCAUGUUAAUAAGCCACACCAAGGAGACACAGCAGUUUCUAACAACUUUCAUACAAUCUGAUCUUUUUUAUUAGGAUUUUUUUUUUCAAAAUUACAGGAUUUUUUGUUCAAUAGCUCCUCGGUAAAUUAGUCAAAAUACUGUAGCGUCACAAAGGUUCUCUAAUUUGUGACAAAGGUCACAUUUUUCCAGCUGGGUCGACUGUAACUUUGCCCUACAGAUUAAACAAGCGAGGAGCCAUGAUGUCUGCUGAAUACCAUCCAUAUCUGCUGCUGUUCCGUCCCAGAUUGAAGGACACUUCAAGAUCACAAUAAUAAUUCAAAUAAUAAUUUUAAUAAACUCUUUGACUUUAUUACGCUUUAUUAUAAUCAUCAUAAUUAAUCCCUUGGUUCAGUAAAUGUAUUUUAAUUGCUGAAAUGACUUAUUAUGCUUUGGGUAUAAUUAUGAUUAUUGUUGAUGAUCAGUUAUGUGUUCAGCAAACCAGAAGGUCAUCUCGCACGUAACCAGCCUCACACAGAGGGUACCUCAGCGUAAAAGUAAUCUGCCAUCACAUGUCUUUGACUCAUGACCAAAGCUUUCUUACUCUGAGAGUGGGCGUGUUCUGAGGGGUUUGUUAAAACUAAACUUUCCAGCAGCAAAACUUGAGUUCGUGAACCAACCACCAUCACAGGAGACGAGGGAACGGCCGCCCGAAUCUCCACCUGCUGUUCUGUCACGCUGAUAGAAUAGCUUUGGAUAAACGCACGAUAACCAGCUGACGCAAAACUCCUUCAGAGUUAUUGAUUUUGAGAAGCAAAUAGUUUCAUCAGUCGUGUGACCCACGGAGACAUCCCAGGACUGAUUUGGUCGCAUUGAAGUCCUUCUACCAGCCUCGUGCCCGGAGGAAAUCAUCUCCACCUGACAUCUCGGAUCCAAAAGGGGGUCUCCUGAAACUGGGUGAGGCAGACACUUUCGACAGAUGACGUCUGAUGCUGUUUCUCUAAGUAACAACAGUUAGCUACAAAAACAUCAUUUCACCCAGAACGAGCUUCUCGCUCUGAAAGAAACCUUCUGAGAACAUUCACGCAUCCAAACUUGCAUUUUCAAUUUAGCUUUCAUUCAGUCACAGGUUUGCCUUUAAACCAAGUUUAAUAUCAAAGCUGGUAAACUGUCAUCCAUGAAUUGUCAUUAUUAAAUUGUCAUUUCUGAAUUGUCGUUCCAAAUUGUCAAGUUUAAAAUUGUUAGUAAUAAAUUCUUAACUUUAAAAA
This is a messenger RNA of Nothobranchius furzeri (turquoise killifish), 4069 nucleotides long. Its product is annotated as endonuclease domain-containing 1 protein-like. The record is from RefSeq and is a predicted model, not a curated record. Gene Ontology annotation, molecular function: metal ion binding; hydrolase activity; nucleic acid binding. Lineage: Eukaryota; Metazoa; Chordata; Actinopteri; Cyprinodontiformes; Nothobranchiidae.